AUGGUCACUUGUGACAGCCUCGUCGACACACCAGGGCCACCAGGACUUGCCAGGGUGGUGGAAUUCCAAAGGCCCUCAGACAGGUUGAUGACAAUUAAGGUGCUAGCAGGAAAGAGUCUGAUCAACAUCGUGAGUGGUUACGCUCCACAGAUUGUUAGAGGGAUCCCUGAGGAAGAAGAUAUCAUCAUAGGAGCUGAUCUGAACUGUCAUGUAGGAGAAACAGCAAGAGGUUAUGAAGCAUGUCAUGGAGGUUUUGGAUACGGCCUGAGAAACGAGGAAGGAGAGAAAAUGCUAGAGACAUUGGAGACCUUGGAACUGGUCUUCAAGAAGAGAGAUGAACAUCUAACAACAUACUGA
Messenger RNA from Penaeus indicus, 357 nucleotides. RefSeq lists its product as uncharacterized. The coding region runs from base 1 to 357 and encodes 118 amino acids. Gene Ontology annotation, cellular component: nucleus. The record is from RefSeq and is a predicted model, not a curated record. Lineage: Eukaryota; Metazoa; Arthropoda; Malacostraca; Decapoda; Penaeidae. The transcript is spliced from 2 exons. Gene Ontology annotation, biological process: chromatin remodeling.